This is a messenger RNA of Durusdinium trenchii, 4395 nucleotides long. NCBI's taxonomy places the organism in Eukaryota, Dinophyceae, Suessiales, Symbiodiniaceae. The record is from the annotation of a GenBank genome assembly.
AUGCUCGCAUCCACGCGCUCCAGCCGCGAAUGCUGCGUGUACAGCGCCUGCCCGAACAGCGAGAGCGAGGACGAGAGUUCCGAAGGACCUUUCAAAGAAGAGGUCAGUCGGCCAGACAGUACCUUCACCAAGGGCGAGCGGCCCGAGAACUUGGAUUCGCAGGUCCGUUUUGAAGAGGACAUGUACGAUGCGGUCACCGUGGCUGCUUUCGGUGGAGUGGUCUUGCAGCUGCCCAGUGGGUGCAUCAAAGUGCAUCCGGUGUUCAUGUUCGUGCUUUGUGUGCCGCUCUUCAUGUCCCAGCAAGCUGCCCUGCUCUACCUCCGGCUGGGCCAGGACUUGGACGCGCCGGUGCACGGCGAGGGCGUGGAAGGGGAGCUGCAGCUGAUUUUGCCCUUCGCCAAGGUCUUAAUGAUCUACACCUUGGCCUUGAUGCUCUUCCCUGAGCUGCUGGGCGCGCUGCGGCUCAUGAUGUUCCUGGCGAACCCCACCACCUGGACGGACAUCCGGCGGAUCGAUCCCGCCACCAAGGAGUUCCUCCCAUGGAUUUGGUAUCCCUGCUGCCUGGCACCGGUGGGUUUCGCCAGCGAGAUGCUCAAGUUCUGCGUGGGCUACAUAGUCCUAGUAGACUCUGUCAGCAUCGUGCUGGUCUGCCGGUCAGUGCACGAUGCCAUCUUCAAUUCCUUAGCUCUCACCUUCCUAAUCGAGUUGGACAAUAAGCUUUGGGAGGUCGCCAAAAGCGUCUUUCACCUCUCGUUCAGCACGGAGAAGUUCUAUCUCCGUCCCCGUGAGGAGCGCGAACAGGCGUCACGUGAAGCCUUCUUGCAGUUCCCUGAGGGCUGUUGGCUUCAUCGAACCAAUGGUGCUUCAGCCCUGGAAGCGUGUUUGACCUCCACAGUCUUCAUGUUCUGCUACUGCCGGCAGUUCCUCAUCACGGAGUAUUCAUUGAGGACGGACACGCUGCCGAUGGCGCGCGAUAUGUGCACCUUAUGGGAGCUCACGGAAGAGGACAGUUGGAUCGGUCAACUGACGCGGAGCACCUUGAGGCUCUUCAGCCUGAAUGUCCACCCCAACGACAUGCUGCAGCGCGUGUGUAACCCUGAGAACGGCGGCUACUGCUCGCCCAAGUAUCGCAGGAUCCACUUUUCAGACAUGGUGGAACUGACGAACGAGAAGCCCAUUGCGACGAUCUCCAACAUGGUGACCUUCGCCGUGGUGCUGCUGAUCCCGCAGAUCUUCCAGCUCGCCCUCCACAAGGAGUUUGGUAUCAAGUGCCUCGGCGGCUUUUUGCCGCAGCUGAUCCCUGACAGCAGUGAUCUCACCGCCGAGGAUCACGAGGAGUUGAAGUCCCAACAGCUUGAAGAGGAGCUGGCCCACCAGCAGCAAAUUUCUGCUCAUGCGCAGGACUGGCUGGUGGAGAAGUUCAACCUGGACCUGUCGCUGGUCGCCCGCUUGGGCGGCCAUUCGCAACCGCGCACGCACCGAGGGAAGGAACGAUUCCCAGGAAUGACCAUCACUUAUGCGCUGAUCCAGAUGUUGGAGAAGGUGGCAGAGAAGACGGACCUGGCGCGGAUCAUUACGAAGGCCAAGGUCUUCAAGCUCGUCACUGAGGGGAACGUGUGCGUCGGCUGUGUCUAUGAGAAGGGUGGUCAGAACUUCCAGGAGUUUGGCCCUGUGAUCUUGGCCUCAGGCGGCUUCGGGGCGGAUUUCACCAGCAACUCCCUCCUGGCGCAAUACCGACCCGAUCUGCUGCACUUGCCCACCACCAACGGUGAGCACUGCACCGGAGAUGGCAUCAAGAUGGGAGAAGCGAUCGGUGCGAAGACCAUCGACCUCGAGUGGGUCCAGGUGCAUCCCACCGGCCUGGUGAAGCCAGACGACGCGGAUGCCAAGAUCAAGUUCUUGGCCGCCGAGGCCCUGCGUGGAGUGGGUGGUCUCAUCUUGAACGCGGAUGGCAAGCGCUUCUGCAACGAGCUGGGACGCCGAGACUAUGUCACUGGCGAAAUGUGGAAGAGCAAGCCGCCCUUCAGGCUGUGCCUCAACAAGGCAGCGUCGGAUGAGAUCAUUUGGCACUGCAAGCAUUACACUGGCCGUGGGGUCAUGAAGUACUACAGCUCUGGUGAAGAUUUGGCCAAGGACAUGGGUGUGGAUCUCUCAGUGUUGGAGCAGAGCCAUGAGGAGCAUUACCAGGCCGCCAAGAAAACCGAGACUCAUCCAGAUGAAGGAGCUUGGCCGGCGUAUCCCUCUGGUAAGUCCCAUGAUGAGGCCAGUGGAAAGACCGGAAGUGGCAAGAAGUUCUUCCACAACAUCUUGCCUGGGUCUGCCGUCCGUCAUGAGCCUUUCUACGUGGCGAUCAUCACACCAGUGAUCCACUACUGCAUGGGUGGCCUCCUGAUCGACACCGACAGCGCCUGCGUGGGUCCCAAUGACAAGGCCAUCCCCGGACUCUACGCGGCCGGCGAGGUGGCGGGCGGUGUGCAUGGGAACAACCGCCUGGGUGGGAACUCCUUGUUGGACUGCGUGGUCUUUGGCCGUGUGGCGGGCCGGGCCGCCGCCAAGUACAUGCUGGGCGCGGACUUCAAGCCGGUGGACCUGCGCGAGGUCAGCGGCGGCGGCUUGACCGGCGCGGUGGAGAGCUCCAAGCUAGCAGGUGGCUCCUAUGAGGACAAGAUGAACUCGGCCACGACAGCAGCUGGCGCCGCUCCCAUGGCGAACGGUGGCGCCGCCGGUGGGAUGACUUUGGCUGAAGUGGCCAAGCACAACAGCAAAGCCGACUGCUGGGUGGUCGUGGAUGGCCAGGUGUUGGACGUGACCAGCUUCCUGAGUGAACAUCCCGGUGGAGAGCUGGCGAUCCUCACCUUCGCCGGAAAGGACGCCACCGAGGAGUUCAACAUGAUCCACCCACCGGAUGUCAUCGGAAAAUACGCCCCGGACUCCGUGAUCGGUUCCAUUGGCGGCGGUGGUGGAGCGGUGGCUGCCGGUGGCGGUGGCGGUGGCGGCGGUGGAGCUCCAGGCAUUCCGAUGACGGAGGUAGCGAAGCACAACAGCAAGACGGACUGUUGGGUGGUCGUGGAUGGCCAGGUGUUGGACGUGACCAGCUUCCUGAGUGAACAUCCCGGUGGAGAGCUGGCGAUCCUCACCUUCGCCGGAAAGGAUGCCACUGAGGAGUUCAACAUGAUCCAUCCGCCCGACGUCAUCGGCAAGUACGCCCCUGACUCGGUGAUUGGCAACGUGGGCUCCGGCGUGGCAGUGGCGGCCGCCGGCGGUGCGGCCAAGGGAGGCGCUCCUGCGAGGAAGGACAAGGGCGGCGCUUUGUCAAACCACCAUGCCUGGGGUCAUUUGGAUGGAGCACAAACCAACUGGCGAGUCGACCUGGAUGAGAACCCAGGUGUUUUUAUCCUCAACAUCAAGUCUUACUUCAACGCCACCUGGUUCCUCGUGCUCGCCAUCCUCUACGAAGUGUGCGCGACCAUUUUCUCCGCUAAGAACAUCAAGAUCUCCAACGAUCGAUUGGGCUUGACGCGCAGCGCCAUCUUGCUGAUCUUGUUCAUCGUGAUCCAUGCAGUGGGCAACCUCCACGUCUUCAAGGGCCCGGACGACUUCAAUGGCUACGGCUACUUCUACGUGCGGCUCUACUGGACGGGCUUUGGGCUGCCAGCCAACAUCGUCGAGGAGUACAUUUUGCUCUCCGUCUUGUUGCACGUCUUUGUGGGCCUGAAGAGGACCUGGGACAUGAAGCUGGCGCUGGUGAGCAGUCAGGGCGUAGGUGUCUUGAACCUGGCCAUCUCAGGUUUGAUGUUGUUGACCUUCAUGACGAUCCACCUCUUCCAGUUCCGCUUCGGCGACACGGAGACCUGGCCUGCCGGGUCCUACACGGAGCAAUUCCUCCUGUACAACGACUACAUGGACCUUAGGCCAUAUCUCAUCAACUUCUGGGGUAUUCUGUCCCUGAACCUCUUCUGGACGGACGCCUCCUAUGUGGAGCCGGUGGGUGUGCGAGACAUCUAUGCCCUGGAAUUCCAGAUCUUCAAGAACCCAUUGUGGUCCUUCUUCUACAUUUUCUCCGUGGCGGUCUUCAUGGUCCAUGCCUGCCUGGGUUGGAAGAAGGUCACUCCUGUGCUGGGCAUCCCUCGUGGCCACAUUGGCAAGGUUGAAAUCAUUGGCGUCUCGAACGAACUGGCUGUCACCAGUGGUGGGACGGUUGAGAAGUUCAGCAUGGAUCCAACAGAUGCAACUGCCAUCAUCCUGGCUCUCAAAUGCAAUUUGAAGGGUCCAAGCUAUGGCAUCAUGAUUGUGAUGGGUUUGGUCUACAUCAGCUUCCCUGUCUACGUCAUGGCCACCAAGCCCUUCAGUGGUUAUGAGGACGGCAUCCAGACACCUGGGCGCAUCGAGCAGUGA